AUGCCUUUCAAAGGUGCAAAAAGAAAGACAGCAUUUUCCGUGGACAGAGCCAACGGUUUCCAACCGAAGAAGCUCAAGCAUGAGGCGAAUGGAGACGACCUUCGCCAACCACAUCCAUUUGCCCAUGAAGCUGAGGAAAAUGGCAUCGUUCUGCGGCGGUUCUACCCCCCUGAGAUGAGCAACUCUCGAGCUCUGGCUUACAACUCGGAUCAACUUCCCAGACCCAUGGAGGUGCUCGUCAAGGCUCUGGAGGAGACUGCUCAAGCUCGCAAACAAGUCAAACCCAAGGACGCAGUCGUGCAUUGGUUCAAGAUGGACCUACGACAUACCGACAACCGAUCUCUUGCACUGGCCAACGCUAAAGCGAAAGAAGCCGGCGUUCCUCUUAUCUGCAUGUACAUCGUGAGCCCUCAAGACUUUGAGGCUCAUCUCACCUCGCCCGUCAGAGUGGAUUUCAUGCUGAGAACGUUGAGCGUCCUGAAGCAGGAUCUGGCGGCCCUCGAUAUUCCGUUGUACGUGGAAACAGUGCAUAAGAGAAAGCAUGUCCCACAGCGCGUUUUCGAGCUCUUGGAGGAAUGGGGCAGCAAUCAUCUAUUUGCCAACAUCGAAUACGAAGUUGACGAGCUACGGCGAGAAGCUCAAAUGAUUCGCCACUUUGCGGCGAACAACAAAUCGUAUGAAGUUGUCCAUGACACAUGCAUUGUACCUCCAGGAGAGUUGCAUACUGGCUCCGGGAAGCAAUAUGCUGUUUAUACUCCCUGGUACCGCGCCUGGAUGGCUCACAUACACGAGAAUCUGGAUCUCCUGGAGCUUUUUGAUCGGCCUGAGAGGAAUCCAAACGGAGUGCGUACAAAGUUCCAGAAGCUCUUCGAUUGCAGCAUUCCCGAUGCGCCAGAGAACAAGAGGCUUAGCGACGCAGAGAAGAAGACGCUUCGUCCUUUGUGGCCUUGCGGUGAACAUGAAGCUAUGGCUAGGCUGGAAAAGUACUGCGACGAGGCCAUUGGCGACUACCACAACAAGCGGAACAUUCCAGGAGAUGACGGCACGUCACGGCUGUCUGUCCAUCUUGCGAGCGGGACGAUUAGCUCGAGAACCUGUGUUCGGACGGCCAGGGAUAGAAACAAAACAAAGAAGCUGGACGGCGGACACCAGGGGAUUCAAACUUGGAUCAGCGAAAUCGCCUGGCGAGACUUUUAUAAGCACGUUCUCGUCCAUUGGCCAUAUGUCUGCAUGAACAAACCAUUUAAGCCAGAGUACUCGAAUAUCCAAUGGUCCUAUGACCGAGAUCAUUUCGCCGCAUGGUGCGAGGGCCGAACGGGUUACCCCAUCGUCGACGCCGCGAUGCGCCAGCUCAAUCAUAUGGGAUACAUGCACAACCGGUGCCGAAUGAUUGUUGCUUCAUUCCUCUCCAAAGACCUGCUCAUCGACUGGCGCAUGGGUGAGCGGUAUUUCAUGGAGCAUCUGAUAGACGGGGAUUUCGCGAGCAACAAUGGCGGCUGGGGCUUCAGUGCGAGCGUUGGAGUCGAUCCUCAGCCCUACUUCCGUAUCUUCAAUCCGCUGCUCCAAAGUGAAAAGUUCGACCCCAAUGGCGAUUAUAUCCGAAAGUGGGUGCCAGAGUUGGCGGGACUGAGCAACAAGGAAAUCCAUGAUCCGUACAAUCGAGGUGCUGGUACGAAAGCGAAGAAGCAGGGUUAUCCGAAACAGAUUGUCGAGCAUAGAGGCGCAAGAGAGCGUGCCUUGAGCGCGUACAAGGAAGGCAUCGAGAGUGGAAGGUAG
Messenger RNA from Trichoderma citrinoviride, 1776 nucleotides. Its product is annotated as DNA photolyase, class I. NCBI's taxonomy places the organism in Eukaryota, Fungi, Ascomycota, Sordariomycetes, Hypocreales, Hypocreaceae. The record is from RefSeq and is a predicted model, not a curated record. Gene Ontology annotation, molecular function: FAD binding; DNA binding. Gene Ontology annotation, cellular component: nucleus; cytoplasm. The transcript has 2 exons. Bases 1 to 1776 code for a protein of 591 amino acids. Gene Ontology annotation, biological process: entrainment of circadian clock by photoperiod; circadian regulation of gene expression.